Phyllostomus discolor (pale spear-nosed bat) is the source of this 523-nucleotide messenger RNA. RefSeq names its product mitochondrial ribosomal protein L33 (gene MRPL33). The record is from RefSeq and is a predicted model, not a curated record. Gene Ontology annotation, biological process: translation. Bases 73 to 270 code for a protein of 65 amino acids. Gene Ontology annotation, cellular component: ribosome; mitochondrion. Gene Ontology annotation, molecular function: structural constituent of ribosome. The transcript is spliced from 4 exons. NCBI's taxonomy places the organism in Eukaryota, Metazoa, Chordata, Mammalia, Chiroptera, Phyllostomidae.
CAGUCCUGUGCCCCGGAAGCAGUUUUUUGGGGACGUGAGGCACCUAACGGAGGCUGCAGGGGUGCUGUCACCAUGUUCCUGUCCGCUGUCUCCUUUGCCAAGAGCAAGUCAAAGAACAUUCUGGUGAGAAUGGUAAGCCAAGCUGGGACGGGUUACUCUUUCAACGCUAAGAGAAGCCGACUGGGGGAGAAACUGACUCUACUACAUUAUGAUCCAUUUGUGAAAACAAAAGUCCUCUUUGUGGAACAGAAAAAAAUACGCUCCCUCUAAACAAUGGAUUGAAAAUGAAUUUGAUUUAUAAAUGAGAAGACUGAGGGUGGGAUCCUGAUUCAGAACUUCUACAGCAUGUAAUGAAAGGAGAGGAAAUGACACGGAACCACUGCCUCCUGUGAUUUGAAGGCCAUUGUGAAGGAGAACAAUGCGGUGAAAGAGAGUUCUUCAUAUUAGGACAUAUAUCACUGUAUCACAUUUAUUUAUCUUUCUGGGUAUUUUUAUGGCCCUUAAUAAAAAAAUAUUAAAAUAG